UUUUCGCUGGCGUUCGUGGUAUUAGUAGGAAUAUAGGGGAAUUUCCUUUUUAAUAAUGUCGUUGAUCGAACUGUGUGUCGUGUUGUUGGUCUUACGUGUCCCAGCGUCCACUUCGCUAAACAUGGAAAACGUACUGCAAGAAAUAAAUAAAAGAUUUAUAUCGUUACCAGAUGAAGACGUUCGCAGAAAUAACAAAAUUUUGGAUUCGGUACUCACGACAUUCGUGGAUAAAAUGAAGACCAAAGAUCCCCUUUUCAAAGCAAUGUUCAGACGUGUAUUCUACGGUGGCAGUUACUACGACGGCCUUCGUGUUGGUAAACCUGAAGAGUUCGACUUAGAUCUAUUACUUGAUAUCCCUACAUAUGCGCAACCUGUUUUAAUGGAAAGCAAUAUACCGGGUUUUGUCCAUUUGCAAGUCAAGAACUUCGAUGGCUGGAUGAAACAGCCUGAAGCUAAGCCAGGUUAUGCAAAUUUUAAAAAAUUGUUUGAUGACAAGUUCUUCUUGAGUACAGAAAAAGUGUUAGCUUGGAUGCAUGGUGUUAUCCAGAUAACUUUCAACGAUUUUUCGCCGUCUAGCAAUGGGGUAUAUACUUUUCAAAAUCCAACGGGCACCUUUAAGAUUAAGUUCAGUAGUUCUGGACCAGCGUUGACUCUUCAUAUUGCAGGAGCUGGGGUGAAAAUGGACGUGGAUUUUGUAACAUGUUUUGUUUUUAGUGGGAAGAUGUGGCCUAUAAAUGGUUUUAAAAGUAACCCUUUUCCUUCAACUAAGCCGGAAUUUUUCAUAGUACCUAAGAAACCCAAAGCUCCAGAAAAUCAGCCAAUUCCUCGAUAUUGGCGACUGUCUUUCCAAGAACAAGAAAGGGCUUUAAUGGAGGACAAAAGAACUCUGAAACCUACAAUCAAAUUGCUUAAAAAAUUACGUGAUAAUCAACAACAAAGCUGCAUCGCUAGUUACUAUAUCAAAACGGUUCUUCUUCAUAUUAUGGCACAAAAGGAGAUUGAUUUUUGGAGGAAACCGCUAAGUCAUGUUUUCUUCGUAGUUUUGGAAGAAUACAAGGAAUUUAUAAAAGAGGGGAAGAUUCCUUAUUACUGGAACAAGAAAAACAAUUUAAUAGGCAAAGUAAAUGCAGCAACUUUGCAAAAUGUCAGUGGAAGAUUGACAACGAUUAUUAAGGAGGUUAAAAAUUUUCCUGAUAAACCAGAAAUCAUCGCGAAAUAUUUACUGACGAAAGAAGAAUAUAGAAGCUUUCUUGGCGAAACAGAAAAUACUUCCGGUGGUGUGUGUCCACAGCCCACCACUAGUAACAACGACCAAGACAAAUCAAGUUGUUUACUUAGUUAAGUCUCAAUUUUAUCAUUUAUCUAUUUUAUACUUAACAGGUUUGGUGUGUUUUAUUAUAUUUGAAUAAAUUAA
Zophobas morio is the source of this 1414-nucleotide messenger RNA. RefSeq names its product cyclic GMP-AMP synthase-like receptor. Lineage: Eukaryota; Metazoa; Arthropoda; Insecta; Coleoptera; Tenebrionidae. The transcript is spliced from 6 exons. The record is from RefSeq and is a predicted model, not a curated record. Bases 56 to 1342 code for a protein of 428 amino acids.